CCAGUCUACCGUAGCAUCAGCUGCCGUGCACACGUGCGCUUUCGGGUUCUGUGAGUUCUGCAAGUGGCUUCCUUGUUCCGCUUCGUCGGUAGUGUUUCCGUUGUGUUGUGGGAAACCGGCCAAGCAGUGAGUGUCGUUCGAGGGAUUUAUUGAAACCGGUACAACAACAACACGACACUUCAAAAUGUCGCGAACGUUGGAGCUGUCGCCGAAUGCGCACAUCAACAAGUCGCUGCUCGACAAGUACAUGGCCUUGCCGAUGCCGGACGGCAAAAUUCAGGCAACGUACAUCUGGAUCGACGGAACUGGCGAAAACGUACGCUGUAAAGAUCGUACACUCGACUUUAUUCCCCAGACGCCAAGUGAGCUACCCAUUUGGAACUACGACGGAAGCUCCACGUACCAGGCGCAGGGCUCGAACUCGGACGUCUAUCUUCACCCGGUGGCCCUCUACAAGGAUCCGUUUCGGCGCGGGAACAACAUUCUGGUGCUGUGUGAGACGUACCGCUACGAUGGUACACCCACCGAGUCCAACAAGCGCAAAUCGUGCCUGGAGGUGUGCAAGCUGUCGGCAGACGAACAUCCGUGGUUCGGAAUAGAACAGGAAUACACGCUGUUGGAUGUUGACGGACGUCCGCUGGGUUGGCCGAAGAAUGGCUUCCCGGGACCGCAGGGCCCGUACUACUGCGGUGUCGGGGCAGACAAGGUAUACGCAAGGGAUAUUGUAGACGCGCACUAUCGGGCUUGUUUGUACGCUGGAGUGAAGAUUUGUGGCACGAAUGCCGAAGUGAUGCCGGCGCAGUGGGAGUAUCAGGUUGGACCGUGCGAGGGUAUCCAGAUUGGCGACGAUUUGUGGAUGUCGCGCUUCUUGUUGCACCGUGUGGCUGAAGAGUUUGGUAUUGUUGCCACACUCGACCCAAAACCGAUGCAGGGCGACUGGAAUGGAGCCGGUGCGCAUACUAACGUGUCCACGCAGACUAUGCGAGAACCGGGGGGCAUCGCUGAGAUCGAAAAGGCCAUCACUAAGUUGUCGAAGCAUCACGACCGCCACAUUCGUGCGUACGACCCGAACGGAGGCAAGGAUAAUGAGAGACGCUUGACGGGAAAACACGAAACCAGCUCGAUCCACGACUUUAACGCCGGUGUUGCUAACCGUGGAUGCUCGAUUCGUAUCCCGCGCGGUGUGUCCGAUCAAGGCUGCGGCUACUUCGAAGAUCGCCGGCCAAGCUCGAACUGCGAUCCGUACAGUGUCUCCGAGGCGAUCCUGCGAACGAUUUGCCUGGACGAGUGAGCGAGCAGACUGUCGUCGACAACCGCACUAUCUAAUUGACAUUCCCGUUUAUGGACAUUUAAACCAGACAAAACUGGCCAUCAUUCAGUGUCGUUUGCAUUGCUUAACGGCAACGUGUUUGUUUUACUGUUUCGUUUUCAUUUUUCCUCACCAUUAAACACUAAUUAGCCGAUACAUGGGUGCAACGUGUCGUUCCGAUGACAGACAUUUGUUCCCUUAUCGUGCACGCCUCGUGCUGGAUCAAAAGAAGCCAGUUGUUCGCAUCUAAGUUUGAAAUAAAAGCAACAUACAACGCCAAUGAGUCAAGUGCCAGUUAUUGUUGCUGCGAGGAUUAUUUGAUCCCCUAUCCUUUCAAUAAAUAAAUGAGUUUUGACUCAACUGGUUAAUCCGUUUCAGUUGAUCUCAUGUUGUAUUCCCUGUCGUACGGAACAAAUGGUCGUAGUUGCAAUUCUAGUCGCCCAUGUCACUAUGGCAACCCCUUGUGUGGCAUAUGGUAGUGAGGCUAGAUUGUUAACGCCCAUAUUCAACGCUUAAUGAAUGCAAAUCAUGAACACGUGUUGCACGUGAUCUACAACCAGCUUAGUGGAGGCAGAUCAAGCCGAUUAUUUAACCAGUCGAACACCAAAAUGAAUGAUUUUUUUUUCAAUUCCCAUUUUUGAUUUGCAAGUAGUUCUGAAAAUAAUCAACGCGUUUGAAUACUGUUGGUGUUUAUGUACGCAAACUUGCCGUCAAUGAACCAACGGCACUUAGAAGCCGUCGGCUUUUUAUUCUGACGCUUCAUUACCUUUGAUAUUAUCAUAAUUUUAACAUUUUUUGAAUAGUUACCAUUUUGCGUCCUUUUAAGUUUUCAACUUGUGCAUGUGAUCGUUGAUAUUCGGCAUGGCUGCAUAUUUCCCGAUCGCUUUGGUCGCUGGUUCGCUAUAUUCAUGACCAUGGACUUCGAUUUUAGCCAAGCAGUGCUCGUCUGAAUUUGGAUCUCUGAGUCCUUUGGAUCAAUCGAAAAUAUCCAAAUUUCUCCCAGCCACUAUGUUUUUGUGUUUAGUAUAUCACUUCAGUUAGUUUUUUUCUUUCAAAUGCUUCUUUGCGCAAUGUUUUCACUUCCAGUUUCAGUUUUGAGGUAGUGACUAUCUACUGACAUGUUGAUCAUGUAAUGUAUAAUGUAAGGUUAAAAUCACUAUUUGUAAAGUAAAACGGCAUCCUUUGACGAAUUCAUUUUCGU
Anopheles bellator is the source of this 2510-nucleotide messenger RNA. RefSeq names its product glutamine synthetase 2 cytoplasmic (gene Gs2). Gene Ontology annotation, cellular component: cytoplasm. Gene Ontology annotation, molecular function: glutamine synthetase activity. The record is from RefSeq and is a predicted model, not a curated record. Lineage: Eukaryota; Metazoa; Arthropoda; Insecta; Diptera; Culicidae. The transcript has 5 exons. The coding region runs from base 185 to 1291 and encodes 368 amino acids.